Microthlaspi erraticum is the source of this 444-nucleotide messenger RNA. Lineage: Eukaryota; Viridiplantae; Streptophyta; Magnoliopsida; Brassicales; Brassicaceae. The record is from the annotation of a GenBank genome assembly.
AUGUCAAAGCUGGAAGAGGCAGAUAUUGAUGUUUCUGGAAAUAUCGGGAAUAUUCUUGAAUCGAUUACAUCCGUCAGACGUCUUUCGUUACACUUAUCCUUGAGCAGUGGAAAAGAGUUAGUGUAUCGUCCCGGAAUUGUCUUCAGCCAGCUUGAACAUGUGAACCUAUCUAUAAAGACCAACAAUUGGUCGAAAUUACUUGUUUGGUUGCUCGGAAAUUCUCCUAAACUGCGGGCCCUCAAUCUAUAUCUUGGUAUAUUUUCAAUUUUCGAAGUGUAUGAACCGGUCACGUGGAGCUCUGUUCCUGAAUGUUUGUUGAGAAGUCUCGAAACAUUGGAGUUUUCAGGUUACGGGGGAUCACAAGAAGAGAUAGAUUUCUUGAGUUUCUUCUUUAGACACGCUUCUUGUUUGAAGUCUUAUUCGAUCACCAAUUAUGUUCCAUGA